Messenger RNA from Chrysoperla carnea, 549 nucleotides. RefSeq lists its product as uncharacterized. Bases 1 to 549 code for a protein of 182 amino acids. The transcript has a single exon. The record is from RefSeq and is a predicted model, not a curated record. Gene Ontology annotation, molecular function: DNA binding. Gene Ontology annotation, cellular component: nucleus. Lineage: Eukaryota; Metazoa; Arthropoda; Insecta; Neuroptera; Chrysopidae.
AUGGAUAUGCGCCGUUUGGCACAUCAACUAGCUCUUAAAAAUAAUAUAAAAAAUCCCUUUAAGGGUGGGUUUGCUGGGAGAUACUGGCUAAAAGGGUUUUUAAAACGACAUCAGGAGAUUUUAUCCAUAAGACAGUCAACUGGUACAUCUCAAGCACGAGCUAAUGGAUUUACUAAAGAAAGAAUGGACGAAUUUUACGACAAUCUUGAAAAAAUCCAGGCUGAUAAACAUUUCCCUGCUGCGCGCAUAUUUAAUGUCGAUGAGAGUGGUCUCUCAAUAGUUCAGAGUAAAAUACCGAAAAUUAUUGCUCGAAGAGGCAAGAAACAAAUCGGAGCAAUGACGUCAGCCAAAAUAGGAUCCUUAAUAACUGUUGUAAUUUGUAUGAGCCCUGCAGGAAUAUUUAUCCCACCCAUGAUUAUUUUCCCGCGUAAAAAUAUGUCUGAUGCUUUAAUGAGAGGAGCUCCAGUUGGUUCUAUUGGAAGAGCACAUCCAUCGGGAUGGAUCCAAACUUAUUUAUUUACACAAUGGUUUCAACACUUCAUAGAAUAA